Messenger RNA from Argentina anserina (silverweed cinquefoil), 1476 nucleotides. RefSeq names its product protein FAR-RED ELONGATED HYPOCOTYL 3-like. Bases 1 to 1476 code for a protein of 491 amino acids. The record is from RefSeq and is a predicted model, not a curated record. Gene Ontology annotation, biological process: regulation of DNA-templated transcription. The transcript is spliced from 6 exons. NCBI's taxonomy places the organism in Eukaryota, Viridiplantae, Streptophyta, Magnoliopsida, Rosales, Rosaceae.
AUGAAAGUUGAGAUGGAUGCUUUGAAAGAACUGUACAUGGGAGUUAGUACCAUUGCCACAUGGAAAGAAGACAGUUGGUUGUUGUUUGAUGUAAAUAAUGCUUUCUUGCAUGGUGAUUUGCAUGAAGAAGUUUAUAUGGAUGUACCUUAUGGAGAUAGUACUUCUACUGGAGAACAGGUCAAAUCUAGAGGCUGGCAGAAAGGUGGAGAUGUUGCGUCUCUGAGUGCCAAUGGUGGUGGUUCUAGACUUCGAGCAGCACCAGGAGUUGUUGAGGAGGGUACUGUGAUGGAAGAAGAUCCUCUAGAUGCUGGGUUAGAAAUUUCUAUGUCUUCGGAUAAUAUGGAAGAAGACUUACAAUCUAAUCACCCAUCUACUGUCAUUGAAAGCCUUGCUGCCAACCGCCCUUCUUCUAGUGAUUGUUCUACUGAGUUCCUCUCCUUACUGACAAAAUCUUUUGAAAAUAGAGACGACCUUGUCACUAUUAUUCAUAAGAUUGGGUCGCAGCAUGGGUAUGCUAUGAUUCUUUCUUCCCUUCGACAAAAAAAUCCCAAUCUUCUUGCUGUUUCCAAAACUGUAUACAACAAGACAGCUAAAUAUAGGAGGGAGAUCCUAGGUGGACGUUCAGUUAUUCAAGCAUUAUUAGAUGAGCUUGGUAAUGCUGGUUUUAUUCAUAACUUGAAAUGUGAUGAUUCUGGUCAUUUGACACAUUUGUUCUUUGCUCAUCCCACUUCCAUUGAGUUGACUAAAAAUUUCUCUAAUGUCUUUGUGAUGGAUUGUACUUAUAAGACAAAUAAGUACAAGAUGCCAUUACUUGAGAUCGUAGGAGUGUCGAGCUUCAACACUUCAUUCUACUCUUGUUUUGUUUUCAUGCAAAAAGAGGAAACACAAGAUUAUAUAUGGGCUCUUGAGAUGUUCAACAAGUUGAUGGGAGAUGGUAAUCAUCCAUUGGCGAUUGUAACUGAUAGGGAGUUAGCAUUAAUGAAAGCAAUACAAAUUGUGUUUCCAAUGACUCCUAAUCUUUUGUGCAUAUGGCAUAUUGAAAAAAAUAUUCUUGCAAAUUGUAGGGGUAUGUUUAAGGAUGAUGCAGAUUGGGAUGCUUUUAUGUCUUCUUGGAUUGCCCUGAUAAGGUCUUGGGAUGUGUCAACGUUUAAUGAAGCUUGGAACCAUUUUAAGAUUGAGUACAAAGACUAUGCUUCGGUUGUGUCUUACAUUGACAACACUUGGCUUCCAUGGAAAGAGAUGUUUGUGUUUGCAUGGACAGGGCAGAUUAUGCAUUUUGGUAAUGGUGUGACUUCUAGAGUUGAAGGUGCACAUGGUACCUUGAAGAAAUAUCUUCAAGUGUCUACUGGUGGUCUCCGGGAAGUGAAAGAAAAUAUUUGUCUUGUUAUUCAGAAUCAGUUUCAAGAAAUUAAAACUCAACUUGAGAGUGAAAAGAUCCGUGUUUCCGAAAAGCUUGUCAUCCCUUUUUUCAAAUAG